GAAGUGGUAAGCAUUUAUAACCUAAAUCUGACAUAUUUAAAGUAUAACAAUAAAAGGUUUUUCUUGGAAUAAAGAAAAAAAAAUACUUAUUGAAUGCUCGCCUUUUUUGUUGUUGUUUCGAUUACUUGUUUUCAUUAAUGGAGAGAUUUUAUGCGUAGGUUUUGUAGGUUGUGUGGUUAGUGUUUCAAAACUUCGAAAAUUUUCGAAUUAAUAUUGCAUUGCGACAAUAUAUAAGUGUGAUUGGUUUCUUGCGAAAAUUACCUGGAGUGGUUUUUUUUAAAUGACUUUUGAAUAAUAUACAUAUGUGGCGGUAUGUGUUUAGCAUAUGGAAAAUGGUUUUAUCAUAUGCUGGAUGGGUAAUUGUUUAGUCGGGAGUUAGCCAAAGAAAAAUUAGAUGUAAAAAUUCAUUACUAAAAAUGGUUUUAUAUUUCACAAAAGCUCCCCCCCCCCCCCCCCCCCCUGCAGCGACGGGAGGCCGGCCGGCAUGGACGUGGGCGUGGUGCGCGUGGCGGACGACCAGGACUUCGCCAAGCUGAAGCAGCUGGUGGACAUCCACGCCGGCUGGAAGCUGGAGUACAACAAGGGGGCCGCGAAGGUGUGGACCAAGCCCGUGGCGGGCACCCACUUCAAGAUGAUCAAGAUCCGGAGCUUGUUCCCGGACGUGUCCCCGAUCCAGAUGUACGACGUGCUGCACGAUCCGGAGUACAGGAAGGUGUGGGACCAGCACAUGAUCGAGUCUCAUGACAUCGGUUGCCUUAACCCGAACAACGAUAUCGGCUACUACGCAAUGUCGUGCCCCGCGCCGCUGAAGAACCGCGACUUCGUGCUGCAGAGGUCGUGGCUGGACACCGGCCAGGAGCAGUACAUCAUAAACCACUCCGUGUACCACCGGGACUUCCCGCCGCGCCGGGGGCUCAUCCGCGCCACCUCCUUCCUCACGGGCUUCCUGGUGCGGUCGGCGGGCGAAGGCGGCUGCGACCUGGGCUACGUGUCCCAGACCGACCCCCAGGGGACGCUGCCCCCCUGGAUCGUCAACAGGAUCACGCAGAUAUUUGCCCCUAAAAUGGUGAAGAAGUUGCUGAAGGCGUCCCGGGGAUACCCGGGCUGGAAGCAGCAGAACAACCCGAACUGGAAGCCGUGGCACUUCCCGGAGCAGAUAACCAUGCCCAGGAUUUCUGUCCAGGACUGUGUGAAGUCGGCGGCAGAGAAAUCCGUCCACUACGCAGACGAGACGGGCAUAGACGACAGCAGCGUCGUCACGUACUUGAACGACGCAGACGACAGUGACUGAUCACUGGCGCUUGUUUUUGUUAACCUUCAGACUCGUGACCGUUCCGUGUAGCUAGCUACCCCUGUUUGCUGGUGUUGACUGUGCUGGGUGGGUUGGGGUUAUCUCCUGUCCGUGAGAGAGUUUGUGAGAUGUGAUUUACACAUCUGAUCAAGACCAGAAACAAUUCUGACAGGUAUCAUGAAAAAAAAAAAAUAAUAAUUAAAUAAUGCUUCACGAUUGGUUACUUUAGCUGCCUUGUAACCUGUUAGAUAAGCAUACUGGUGAAUUAUUUUUUAUUGUUCAUUUCAUUAAAAUCUGUUUAGUGUUAAAGGUUCUGCAUGUAUCUAUAUGUAUUUUUUUUUUUGUGAAAUUUCACUUAACAAUUUUUUUUUGAAAUUUCUAGGGGGGAAAUUUUUAGUUGGUUACUUUUCAUGAUAUCUGUUUGGUCAGUACAGAUUUUUUUUUUUUUGUAUUCAGGUGAAGAAAUUGUAGAAAAUUAGUAUUUUAUCUUCUUAGUUUAACAUUGUGCGUUAGUACAAUGUGUGGUGUUGACGUAUGCUGGUCAUUGUGUUUUUAUUGUGCUGUGAUAUGCUACAAAAAAAGUGUAUGUGAUAAAACUCUGUGAAAACAGACAGUCCAAAGCUUACGUUUUAAAUGUGUUUACUUAAAAAAAAACCGAAAUCUAACAGUGUGCUGGCAUAAUGUUUGCUUGAAAAAAUAGACGUAUUUGGAUUUUAGGCUGAUACUACGAAUAAUCUAUUACAAAGUUUUAUACUUGCAAACAAAUAGAUUGGUUUGAAGUUACUAUCAAAAUUAUUUUUACUGUCCCCUGAAGCAUGGUCAUGGAUCCUUGGGGGGAGGGGGGGGGGAUCCUUGGGGAAGGGGGAGCACUGGGGCCCGCUUGCACUUGAAAAAUCAUAACUGCGAAAGGGAGUUGAUAAAUGUAAACAUCAAAACUAUGUUUAAUGGGAAACUUUCUGUAUAUAUUGAAGUUUUCCUGCUUAUUGUUUGUAUGAAGGUCAUUCAAUAAGUAAUGAGACAAAUCAAUGUGGAUCAAAAACGGUUUAUUUAAUCAAAAUUAAAUUUUAGCUAUUUUUCAACAUAAUCCACCCCCAACCCUUAUACACUUGCCCCGUCCUUUCCUUAAGUUGCAUGUGUCUCUGGCAUAAAAUUCCUUUGGCUGCUUUCGGAGCCACAUUUGCACCUGAAUCUUGACUUCUUCGUUGGAGCUGAAGUUUUUGUCGCGUAGAGCUUCCUUAAGGGGACACUUAACAUAUGAAAGUCUGAAGGGGCGCGAUAUGGACUGUAAGGAGGGUGUGGAAGAAUCUUCCAGCCCAGUUUUUGAAUGCACACUUGCGUUAUCUGUGCUGUAUGCGGCCGUGCAUUGUCGUGAAACAAUAUCACACCUGUUUUCAAAAGUCUACGACAAUUAGUAUGAAAUGCGGGCUUUAAUUUGUUUUCCAGCAUAGCAGUGUAAUAUUGACUGUUGAUUGUUCAUUGGUCUUCGAGAAAAUCAGAUAAAAUAGGUGCUUGCAAGUCACAGAAAAGUGUAAGCAUCACUUCACCACAGCAGAUGGCUAGGUCUUUAAUUUUUUUCAUGUUAGAGAACUUGUGUGUUUCCACUCAAGGUAUUGUCGGUUUGACUCAGGCUCGUAAUAGUGAAUUCAUGUCUCAUCGUCUGUUUCAGUUCUUUCAGAAAAAAUCAUCUUUCUCAGUGGAACAUCGAGCUUUCAACUGUUUACUGAUAUGAAGCCUCGUUUCUUAGUGGGCGUCCGUAAGUUGUCUCGGAACACAUCUCGUGCAGGUUUUCUUGUAUUGCAGUUUAUUUUGAAUGCUGUUGUGGACAGUUCCAACACUUGCAGACACUUUUGCAGCUAUAAUUUCGACGGUGAUUCUUCUGUUGUCACGGAUUAUCACGUCAAUGCGAGAUUCAAAGGAGGAAUUGGUAACUUCGACUGGUAUGCCACUUCGCUGCUCAUCACCAAUACUUUUGCAGGCACUUUUAAAUUGUUCUACCCACUUAAAUGUCCGAACGGUUUAAACAAUUGUUCCCAUAUGCUUUUAACAUCCUUGCAUGGACAUCGUCACUACCUUUAACAUCUUCCGCUACUAAAAAUCUAAUCACGGCAUGUGGUUCUUCCGUGGUGCAAUUCUCAAUCAGACUUGAAAUCUUUGAAAUGACUGAUUUAUAGGUUAUGUUUACCAAAUCGUAUCGAACAGCUGAUCGGAAAUCAUUGAAAGGAUGCCAACUUAAACUUUUGAAAGGUUCACAUUUAUUAAAUAAACUGUUUUUAGCUAAAUUGAUUUUUCUCGUUACUUAUUGAAUGACCCUCGAAUAUAGGCCAAAAUAUGGGCAGUAUACAACGUACAAAGCACCCUAUACAUAGAUGACUCGUGUCGGUUAAGAAUCGCCUGCAAAAUUCCUUUCCCCCCGCUCCCCCAACCCUACCCCUUGUGAUUUUCCGCGGGCCUCCCCCUUGCAAGUCCUACAGAUUUGUUAUUUGUGCCCCUGCCCUGAAGUAAUUGCUGACAAUUUACCUACCAGAGUGUCUUCAGGUUCCAAAAGUCUCAAAAAAAAGUAACAAAAUCUGAAAGACUGGUCACGAAUGUUGCAGUACAGGAACGCUGCUAGAAGUCACAAAACUUCAAUUUAUAGCAGACCUUUUUAAAAUUGCAUUUUGGUUUAUUGAUGCCUCACUUGAGUUAAUGGUUGCACUAUGAACAUAAAAAGUUGACGGAGACGCUUGCACUGUAGACUGAUAUUAAGACUUUUUUAGGGAUUAAAGACUACCCGGGCACACAUUCAUUAUGCGGAGCUUAAAAAAAAAAUUACGCAAUUUAAAAACUGUUCAAGAUGUCAAAAGUGGUGUAUGUUUAUAAAAAAAAAGCAUUUAAAACGUGCUGAGGGCGAACAAGUUGUUCUUUUCAAGUAUUUCUUUUACAAGCUGUAUUUUCAGAAGAGUUAAAAUGGCUUGAACAUGUGUUUUUAAUGGAAUUUUCAGGCAUGAAACAUCUGGUGAAAGCUCUUGAGAGCAGUCGCGGGUGUUGCAUUACACAUUGAGCUUCGUUUCUCGGCCAUAUAAUUUUUUUUGGUUACUGCUGAAAUCUCGUAGUCGCCGUACGCACGACAAGGGGACUCGCGCCAGUCCACAGCAGUGCCUUUAGAGGAGACGCAGCACCAGAAGCACCAAUGAGCAUCGCACUUAUCAUCCUGGCUCACUUUCACAAACACACCCCUGACCUGACCAGAUCCCUUCAGGGAUUGGAGGUUUAGUGCUUGCCUGGGAUUAACUGGUUUCAUCACGUAAGGAGAACAGUAUCUCGGCUUCUUAAGUGCGCCGUCUGCCAGGGCACACUUAUGGUACUCAGUGCUUCAAGGAAAUACAACGCGAUUUGAAAACUGCUCAAGCUAUCCGAGUGGGGUCUGUUUUCGAAAAGCAUCUAAGAAUUCGCUGAAGACCCGAAAAGUACUUUUAAUUUUGGAUUAAGUUUUUAAACUGUAUUUUUAGGAGAGUUAAAAUGGCUAAAUAAGCUUGUUUUCAGAGUAAUCUUUACGCGUAAGAUAACUGUUACAGAUUCUUGAAAGCACUUAAGGGCCUUGCAUUGUACAUUUACCUCCAUUUCUAUGCCAUAUAAUGUUACAGUCCCGCUCAAGUCUUAACAGUUGUCCUAUGGAAUGACAAGAAGAUUGUGCACUAGUUCAGAGCCUUGCGCUUAGAGGCGAUUACCGCGCUGGAAGCACCAGAGAGCAUCACUAACACACAUACACCCAGACUAGAGGGGCCCCUUAACGGCUGGAGGUGCAACUUUUUGCUUUAAAAAUACUAAUUCCUUCGUCAUUUAUUAAUACAUUUAUUCACUCAUUCACGCGUAGCAUGCCCGCCUGCUCUUGCGAAAGCACGAAUGUGAGAUGGGUUUGAUGUCAAAACUAUAUGUUUAGUGAAAACAUUUUUUUUUUUUUUUAAAGUUUUCUGCUUAUUACAGGCGUGUAGGCCGAAAUAUGGGAAUUAUACAACGUGCGACCACUUCGUUCAGAGAUGUCUUGUGUUGGUUAACCCCACGCAUGGAGACCCUCUUGCAAACCCUACAGAUUUGUGCCCGUCAGCCAGUACCGAGCGUUCGAACGAGCCUAGUUGAAAGCCUCGUCAUCGCGGAGGUCGUCGGCAGCCGACGAAGGGGCGGGACUAUGAGGGGGAGGGGGGAGAUCUUUGACGAAAUGUUUCGAGCGAGGCCAGGUUAACGUGGAGUACCUUGAGAAAAACCCAAAGGGCGCAAGGCAUCGACUGCCCAUGUUUGCCAAAUUGUGAAAAAAAGUACGGGAUGUGUCCCGACAAGGAAAUUGACCCCUUCACCACGUUUAGGGGUUAUAAGCGAUCUGACUGGUCGACCACUCUGCCCCAGGAAUAAAAACAAAAAUUUAGUAAGAACAAAGACUGAUCAGUAAAGACAAGAUUUUAAUUAUUUUAUUUUGAAGACAAUUUCGUGUUUUAAAACGUGUUAUUUCGGUGUCAUUGCUAGAGACAAAUUUUUAUGGUUUUAUUUUUAGUCCAUUAUUUUAAAAAACAAGAUUUUGGUGUUAUUGUUUUUUUUUUUUGUAUGAAUUCUGUUUUGUAAUACUUAUUCCACCAAAAUAGUGUGAUGUUCAUAUGCUGCAUUUUAGUAAUAAAAAAAUAAUGUGUAAUCAAUUUACUUUGAAUAGAUACAUUCAGAAGAAUAAAAAUAAAUCGGCAAGUAUUUGUUAUUUAAAAGUGAUUCAACAAGAGCUGCACGAUCAAAGAAAUAACUUAAAUAUUUUGUCUGGUCCGUGCCCUUUGGUAUAGAUUUCGUCCGGAAAUUAUGACAUUUUUUGAAUUUCAAACAUGAAAAGUUUUUUAUUUGUGAUUUUAAUAAAGUUUUGGAUAAAUGCUGUUUAUUUACAUGAUAUAACUAGCAUUUUGGUGCUAGUUUAUGGUGUUUUAACUUUUAUUUCAGUGUUAGUAUAUGGCGUAUAAAUAUUCUUUUCAGUGUUAUUUCGGUUUUAUCACAAUUCAACAUAUAUAUUCUAUCUAGUUAAUGUUUUUAUUUUUAUAAAUUUGUUUUAUCUGUAAAGAUAGUAUUUCAUUUGAAGAAAAACUACGUUCAGAUAUUUCUUAAUAUUAAUUUCACCAAAAUUGUGCCACAUUGAUUGAUAUGUAAUGCCCUCAUGCAGUAAAAUAAUUUGUAAUAACCAUGUCUAGAGCAGAACUAUUUGGAAUAAGAAUAAAUCAAGUGUUUGUGUGUGUGAAAAAUGGUACCGACAUAAGGAAUGUAAAAAAAUGAGUUACUAUGUAGUGAGAGAUGUAAGCUCAAAGAAAACAAAUUAUUUUUUUUUUUUCCAAUCCUUUUAAAUUAUAUAUGUAUUUUGGUACAAACUUCUUGCUGAAUCCAUUUUGUGAUUUUAGUUUGUUUUUUUUGUUCUAAUGCUGAUUAAUGUGAUGAUUUCAGUUUCAUUUCGGUGCUUCUCGAUGUAUUAACUUGCAUUUUGCUGUUAUUUUGGUUUUAUCCCAAUAUAAUCUUGUCAUUACUGAUGAGGACUCUGGAUCUCUUCAAAGUAGUUUUCAGUGUAUAUUUUCAAAACCCUAUAAGAUGUUUUUCAUUUGAUAACACUUCAGUAUUAAGUAUUUUCAUAAUUAAUUACUGUAAUAAAGGUUUUUUCAGUUACAUUGUAAACACUUAUUGUAAAAAAAUUAUUUACCAAGUGUUAUUUGGUUGAUUGCUUACUUUGUACUUAUCCAUCAACACUAAAUAUGAUUUUUUUUUCUUUUUAUAUAUAAAUAUAUAUAAUUUGCAGUAAAUUGUAGGUUGUGUACCUAAGUAGGGUUUUUUUCAGUUGAUAAUACUUCUUAUUAUAUCAGCUUAGCUUGGUAACAUAUGCACAUUCAUAUAAAGAUUGCAUUGUAUGUAGAUGUACCUUGUGUUGCAAAAAUUUCACUUAAGCCUGUGCAGGUUCUGGUAAAUUUUAGAGCGGAUGGCAGCACAUUGUUUCAUAUCACAGACAUUUAUACUUUAUUAAUUUCCUUUUUCACGUACGUAUUUAUCUGAUUUAUAUAUGUUUGUUGUUCAAUGGGAAUGUUUGUAUUAUGGGUUUCUUGUAGUUUAAUGUAGAUUAUGUGUAAAUAUUUAUCAUUACAGUAAUCUUGUUCUAGGUUAAAAGCCCUGUUUGUAUUUCAAAAAUUCAAAGUGUUGAUGGGUUGAACCGAAUUUAUGCCGGUGAAUCUUCCAUUAAGAAUCAGAAUGGAAGUAUCAGAAUUUUCAAAUAUUUUAGUACAUACCAUAUCUACUCAAUCAUAGAAUUAUUUAUAUAACCUUGAGUAUAUAAUAUGAUACCUAGUAUGUUAAGAUGUUAACACUCUUUCAAUAUGUUAAAGAUAAUACAUGUUGGUCUACAGUAGUUUCUCUGUUUCAAUUACAGAUGUAUAGCUGUUGCAACAUUUUGAAUGAAAAUAGUGUUUUUUUUUUUUUUUAUCUAAGGUGUAUCAUUAGGUUUCCUUGUAAAUAACUGGAUACAUUUUCAUUAAUACAUAAGUAUCUCUGAAUUUAUAGUAGGUUCAGAAACUCUCAAGUAUACUAAAAAAAAUUGAGAAUUUUCUGAAUGUGAGAGUUUAUUUAGUACAAUUAAUGAAUUGGGAAUAGAAUCGUGUUUGAAGAAUACAAAACUGAUUCACUGCUAUUUGAAAGUACAUAUGACUAUUCGAAGUGCCUGCCUGUGUUCAUUUCAUUGUUAUCAUGUCACUUGGUGGAACAUUUGUGAUUAUAACGGAUACCCGGGAAUGUUAGAAGGAGUGUUAUUUAAAUUUUUUCCUGCACAGUUGCUUAGUUUUCGGUGUACCAUUAAAAGGUCUCUUGUAAUAUGUUCUGUAACACUUUCCCCGCAUUUUGUUAAUCAGUAAGUUUGCGCAAAUUUAUUCAUUCCAUAAUUAAUUUUGUUAAUUAUUUGCUUUUGCGAUUUUUCUGCAGUUAUUGUUGGUCCCACUUUUAUUUUCACGCAGUAGAAUUAUAAUUACGUAAUAGAGACAAGAUUUUACUCCACUAAAAUAGUGAUAAAAUUUCUUUGCAGCAUUUUUACCAUAAAAUAAUGUAAUAAAUUGGUCUAAAACAGAUAAAUUCAGAACAACAAAAAUAAAUUGGCGAGCAUUUUUGGUUUAAAAGUAAUCCAAAAAUAGAUGCGCGAUAAAACAAAUUAAAUGAAAUUUUCUCAUCCAUGCACUUUGGUACUUCAAUUUUUUGUCGGUAAAAAAAAAAUGCAUCCUUGAAUUUCAAUUAUUAAAUUUUUUAAAUGCUACUUAAUUCCAUGAUAUAACUUGUAUUUCCGAGCUAUAUGGUGUAUUAACUUUCAUUUCGAUGUAAUGAGAUGUUUUUCGCAUGCUUUUUGGUGUUAUUUCAGUUUUGUCACAGUUCACCGUAUAAUCAUGUCCCUAAUGAUUAUAUGUUAUGCCAGGGUGAAGUUCAAGUGUGUAACGUCCUGAGUAACUGUGCGGGCUUUGGUGUGUUUCCACCGCCACUUCCGGUUACUUCUCGCUGGCUACGGGCUCGAGAAAUUUGUGCGUGCUGAUCUCCGAGUUGCGAAAUUGGCGUGCGCCUCUGCAGGAACGCACGUGUGCAAAGUCUGACUGGCCUCGGAGUAGUCGCAACCUUCAAUUGUUUUGAAUCACAAAAUAGGAUCCCAUGCAUAAGCAAAUAUGGAGAUGAAUGCACCGCAAAUGUACGUUGUGCGUCGUUCGUCAAUGUCGGGAAAUGUUCUGCGAGCCCUGGAGAAUAUUGCGUCGAAACCUGGGUAGUGCUGAUAAAUUUGGCUGGAUUUUAUUAUUUAGCCUUUGAACAUGUUGAUAGCUCCAGAUUACAGUGAAAUCUCAGAUGAAAAAAACUUUCAUUUUUAAUCCUUAAUAAUAAAAGUACUUUUGUGUCUAUUUUGAAACGUUGUAGGGAUUUGAAAGCCAGAAUUACUUUGAAAUGAAGUACUUUGUAAUGAGAUUUCACUGUAUUCGAGUCUGCAUCAUCAGAUUUUGGUUGUAGUUGUUCGUAGAUUAUUAUUUAUGAAAAUCUGUACUUCAUUUCCAUUUUUUUCCCACAAUUAGUUGCUAGGUUAAUGCUGGUUUAAUGUUUUGGUGUGAUUUUCUUUUCUGUCAAAAAUUCAGACUUUAAAUUAAUACAAGACCAAAGGACAACCAUAGAUUUAGCAUAUUCUUAGAGUUUAAUUUUACUUAGUGUGUUACAUGACCUAGCAUUCAAAAAGUAUUUUGUGCAGGUUUACAUUUGUGUUUUUCUAGAAUCCAUUUCCACAGUUGUAUCUUUGACUCUGGAUUUCAGUGUGACAGUUCCAUAAAUGUUUAUUUUUAUUAUUAUUAUUUUUUAGGUAAAUAUGCUUGAAAACUUGUGGUGUUUUUUUUAUUAUUAUUUAGCUUUGUAACAGUGCUUUAUGGUAGCAAAAUGGUUGUGGUAUUCAACUAAUUAAGCUGCAUUUCAUGUACCAAAGAUAGUGUAUUGAACAGUUUUUUUGGGCUAUUCUACUUGUAUUACUUGUUACGACUGGCACUAUAUAAUUUUUCUUGUUUUCUCAAGGUGGAAUUUUUCAUGUAAAUAAUGAGAUAAUGGAAUUUUUUUUUUGUGUUUCUGGUAAGUGUUUGUUAUCAACUAGUCUCAGGCGGCACAGUUAUGGUAAAAAUAUCAAUAUUAUCAUAACUAGUUUCUUGUGGGGCUUGUGGUGAAAAUAUAUAGUUGUGUGAAUGUUGCAUUGUGUGCAGUUUUUAAUGUUGACCCGUGGAAAUGUGAAUGUCUUGAAAAAGUCUCAAAAUAAACAUCUGUGCUGUAAGUCAUGAAACUUAAAUUUCCAUCAGCGUUUUGCUACUUCAAAUUUUAUUUUUUUGACUUCUCGCUUCAUUUAAUGGUCCCACAUAAAUAUAAAAAGUUGGAGACUUUCAAGUACUUCGGGUGGAAAUUAUUUCCUUGGCACGUGCCUGCGAAUAGAAAAUUGAAUAUGUAUUACAUGUUUGUAUCUUUAAUUUUCCUAAUUAGAUUUUGUGUUGAUAAUAAAGAUCCUGGAAUUGUUUCACCAGGUAUUUGUAGACAUCCUGUAGUUUUGUAGAUAGUUCUGUAUAAUUUAUUAUUUGGUGAAGAUUGCUAUUAAAUUGAUUCUACGGUCAAUAUGUUAUAAAUGACAAAAGAUUAAUACAUUCAUUGUAGUUCAAAAUCAUUUUACAGAUUUAUAUGUCUCACUCUAAUUUGGUGUUUGGUUGCUUUUGACUCAAAUUUUGUUGGUUUAAGAGUACUUUGCAGAUAUUAUUCACUUUUUGUAAUUUUUGUUGAGUGGUUUUUAUCAAGUGAAUGGGAAAUUUUAGCUGGUCAGAAAAAGUAUUUAAAAGUGUUUAAUUUUAAUAUUUUAAACUUGCUUGAAAAGGUUAUGUUCCUAGUUGGAUGGCAGUGAAAAGAACUGUUUUUUUUUAAAUAUCAUUUGUCAACUUGAGUAAAUAGCCUAUAUGAUUGUGUUUUUUAGCAAAUAUUUAGUGCUGUACACCAUAUAUUAUUACCAUAAAUGGAUUCCUAAGAACCAAGUGUUCAACAGCUUUAAUUAAGUUUACAAAAUUGAGAUUUUGUGGAAUUCAUUACCAAUGCUGUUUUUGGACUAAUCAAUUUUGUGCCAUAUCUUCACUGUUUUAUGCCUAGAAAUCCCAAAGAUGUUCAUGGUUUCAAGAUCCCUAGAAUUUUUCACUUUUGCACCAAACAUUUGUUGCAUUCGAGCUACUUUUGAACGUGUAUGAAUUCUUGCUGAGUUUUUAUUUCAGUAAAGAAGCAGUUGAAAGAAGUAACUAUACAGUAGGGCCGCGACGUCUUGGCGUGUCGUUUUGCGGGGAAGCGGGGAAGAGUAAAUGAGAGGGGAAGCAGCUGCGCGCGCACAUCAGCCGCUAUGCGGUUCAUAGCAAAAACAUCAGGCGCCACGCUCAAAGUCUGAAGUGAUCAAUGGAGCCCGACGCAGGACAUUCAAGAUACAAUAAAGUAAUACAUAGUGGGGAGAGGGGAAUUAUUAGUAGUGUAAUCAAGUGUUGUGAUGAAGCUGCCAACAAAUGUCUGCUAGUACCUCUUGCAAAAGCAACCGAAAGAGCUGCGCGAUACACAGAUAUAAGCCAAAGAUCAGUUUCGCGCAUCCGAAAACACAACAGAGAGACGCCAAAUAAAAAACAAACAACAACAUUAUAAGUAUUUAAACGCAUUCCCCGUAAUUUCACCCGCGGUUUGUUUGUUUUGCAUUUGGCAAUUUUCCAAACUUUCUGCACCGCUUGUUAGAAUAUUUGUUAGCUACAAGUGUAGCCAAUAUUGCUACACAUUAUAUUGCAUUAUAUUACAUGAUAUUAUAUUACGCUAUAUUACAUUACAUACAUUAUACAAACACAUACAUUAUAUAUUGCAUUAUAUAUUUUAUUAUAUAUAUGAUUUUAUGAUAUAUAUUAAUGUAUAUUAUAUUAAUAUAUUAUUUAUUUACAAUUUAUGUGUUUAUAUUUACAUAUAUGUAACACUCCUUUAUUUGACCGUGAAACAGCCUCUCGUGUUUAAUUAUUCAUUUCAAGCCAAAAAAAAAUGGGAAACGUUUGUUGUCAGUUGAUGACUUUGAUAGAAGUGCGAUCAGAGACACUAGCCACAAAUUAUAUGCAGUAAAAAAAGUGGUUUCCACAACAAGGAAAUUACUGCCAGUUUUGAAAGAAAAAAUCGAAUGGAGUUGGGGAAUGACAUCGCUGCGUUAAAUACUCAAAUAAAUGGGUUUUGUGUGGAGAAGAAGCCAAAAUAAGCGAAUACUUCUUCUCGAAAGAUCUGAUGUUGUUGCUUGGCGAUCACGGUACCUGACUCAGAUGAAACAGUGCAGGGAGGCUGGGAAGAAGAUAUUUUACAUGGAUGGAUCCUGGGUUGACACUAAUUUAACCUUUCAGAAAUAUUGGCAAAAGAAAGGUGACUUUGAAGGUGUAAUGGCAACAGGAAAUGCACAGACUGAUAGUUGUAAGCGUUGGUUCUAGGCAGGGCUUACUUCCCGGAGCCUCUCUUGUUUAUAAAGCAAGCACAACAACAGGAAACUAUAAAAUACGCGAGGAUGGUUUGUUAUAAAUAUGGUUUUCGGCCCGCUCGAAAUGACUAAAAUGGUUCUUUUAGAGUGCUGUUAUGGAAAAAAUACCAACCCGUGUGCAUAAAAGUGGUAAGGUUCUUGAAGUGCGUGAAAGUGUCAUGUCGAUCGUCUUCACAUUUCAGCCAAACCAAAUGGAAAAGAAAGCAUCAGCGAGGGAGUUACAUGCAAGUCUUAAUUAAUUGUAUUUCCUACAGCAACCUACAAUUACAAAUUUAGUUCUUAACUUUAAAGAAUUGUAUAGCUAUGUUUAACUAUGUUUAACUAAGCUGCCCAGUCGAGAAAAUGGUGCACUACCUUUAAAUAAUAAAUUACCGUAAAGCAUUAUCGCAUCUUUGUAUCAUUAAGAUCUGCGCUGUGUUGCACCGUACGUGGGAUUGUUCUCGACUAAUGUUUUCGGAACGCCAUGAAGACUUCCAGGCCGUUGCUAUCUGCGGAGCAGGCAAGGCGGGACGUGUCGAUUACAAGGUCGCUGAGCUCUAGGGAGUCCACCCGCCAAGACGUCGCGGCCCUACAGUACUUUUCUUGACACGUCAUUGAGUGGAAAAUGUUUUAGGACAGAAUAUGUGUUGGUCAUAAUUUUGUGUUGCAGUUAACGGGAAUGGCCUGUCAAGUUUGUUCCAAAAUCUUCGGAUGACCUGGAACGCUUUAUACAUAAUGUUUCAAAAUUCAUAAGUCACAGUAAGAAUGAAUGCUCUUAACUCAGGCGGUGAAGCACUGGGGGGUGCUCAUAAGGGGUGCAACAACUAAAUUUCCAAAGGGGGGCAUUAUACCUAUUUAUAAAGAAUCAUCGAUCCCCCCUAUUGAAGUGGGGGGUCCGGGGGUCCUCCCCCGGAAAAAUUUGUAUUUCAAGGUGGAAAAUGGUGCAAUUUAAGCAGUUUUAUUAUCUAAAAAUUGAUUACACAGCACUUCUUUGCCCCCGUUUGCCCCCACUUCAAGGUCUCAGAGAGGGGGGGGGGGGGGUCAAAUUACCCUUGCUCCCCCCCCCCCCCUGUUGUUGCACCCCUGGUGCUCAUGAAAGCACAGUUGACUGCAACCUGUCUUUUUUUGCUGUGGAUCUCCGAGAUGGACACACGCGUCAACCUAGAAAAGAUAGACAUGCAUCACAAGUACGGGUGUACAUUUUGCUGGGCCACUUAACUUCUGCGGCAGGUACCUUGAUAUUUUGGAGAGGGGUCUCGUUUUUACACCAACCUGGCUUUCACGGACAUUGUCUGAAGUAGCUUGGCUUCUGUUUUGUAGCCGUGUCCUUGGCGAAUAAUUCACCGACGUUUCGGUCGACAUUGCAGUCGCCAUCAUCAGGGAGCAGUAACCUACUGAGAAGGUCUGAAUUAUUUGCCAAGGACACGGCUACAACCCAGAAGCCAAGCUACUUCAUAACACCUUUUGACAGGUUUCAGUAUUCCUACACUUCAAGUGUAAUGUUGAUAAAUUUUAAUGGUGUAAAUGAUAAAAAAAAAAUUGACUUGAAUUUGAAGUUUAUGUAUGUGUGAAAGGUGCAUUGGAAUUGUUUUGAGAUGCACAUAGUACUUACAGAUUUGGUGCAUGCUUUGUUCGUAACGAACGUGAGCACAAGUUAACCAAAGUGCUUCAGGAUAAAUGUUGUUCCUAUUUUCUUGAAUUUUUCUGAACAAAACAUUUGUGCAUUUAUUUUACAAUAUCAUGUGAUGAUGACUUGUUAGUGAAAUAUGUGAAAAGCAUUUAUUUAGUAUCUGGUGUUCUAUCCGUAGCAAUAAGAUAAUGACAAUAGUCUAUGCGUUGUUAUCAAAAUGUUAUGCAUUUCAUCUGUAAUGACUUUUUGAUGUAUAUUUAAUGGGAAGUGCCGUAGAGUAAAAUUGUUUCAGGAGAAAUGUGGUGGUUGUUAUUUUUAAUGAUUAUAUUUUCUUUUGUUUUUAUGUAGCUUGCAGGAUAUGCAUAUGUAUGUAACUUAUUUUAAAAUGGUUUAUUACGUGCUAUAAUGAAGAUUAAUUUUAGACUAUUCUAUCUACUAGUUGCAUUACAUACUAUACCUAGAGUAAGAAAUAUUUUAUCUGUUAGUUUCUGUACCAUGGCAUUUUUUGUCGGUAUAUCGGUCAACAUCGUUUUAAGCAGCACACGCGCUCAUUUUGCUUGGCUCGGACUGUUCCUUCAGUCACAAUUAGCUGCCAAACGGGUUGUCAUAUGUGUAAAGUAGUGGUACAUAUUGUUAAAAUGAAGAAGAAGGUAUUAUCAUUGUGGUUUCUUAGUGACAGGUUAGUUUAACUUUUGAUAAGUUUCUGGGUUCAUAAUAAAAAAUUUAAUGAGAAAUGAUUAUGGUGAAUUUAUCAUCUGUUACCAGAUUUGCUUCAGGAUUUCAUAAUGUAAAGUAACAAGAUUUUUUGUGCCAGUACGAAAAAUAUACUAUUGAGAAAAAAAAUGGAACACACGUGUUAAAAAGUUGAUAGCUUUCGAGGAGCAUUUAGGUGUUUGUGCUUGAGUAAAUACGUGUAUAUUUGUGUAGAUAGAAUUAGGUGCAGUGAAUUUUAAAAUUUAUUCUUAAUAAUUUUCACCAUUCUGACUAUAAUUACAUGUGUAAAAAAAAAAGUAAACGUAUUCAUAAAAUCAGUACACGUACUCUCAAAAGAUACAACCAUCAACAUUGUCGCCUUGUAGACUGAUCGCACCUUCAGAAAAGCAAUCCAGGUCCGAUGCCAAAGCUAGGCGAUAGCAAAAAAUUUCCGAGACAAACAAGCCAACCUGUUCCGAUCAAGUGUGCGACCUUCUAUUUGAAAGCAUUCAUUCAUAUGAUUGUCGACUGGUUCGAACCGAGCUGAUCCGAGCUGAACAAGUGUGCGUCCUUCUUUUACGGGAAUACCUAAGGAAAAAUUAAUAUAUAGUACAAUGAUAUUCAAAACAAUUUGUAGAAAGGAAAAAAAUGUUCACAAACACUGAGUGAUUAAAGACGCCAGUGUCGCAGUGGGACGACUUGAUGAUCAAGAUAAACAAACGCCAGAAUCCACUCGAAAAAAAAUCCAAACGAGAGAGGCUCGAUGGAUGCUGGGAUACAGAACGAGCCGAGCUGAAGAAUGCUGACAGUUCUUGGAAUGCGAAUGAGCUAUUUGUUCUCACUGGAUGAUGGUGUGCGAGAAUUAAAGCUGCCAAAGUUAGGACGAAAACGUAUCAAUUUUUUUCAUUACGGGUAUUAAGCGUGUAGUAAAUCCAUGAAACCAGUGUCGGUUGAAUUGUUAAAUAGUUGUUACCAUUCAUCUAUGAGACUUGGUUUAGAAACUCUGCAAGAAACGUAAGUAACGCAAGUUACAAAAAGUGAUACAACAAUAUUUUCAAAGAGCCGUUUAUAAACUACUUACGGCUCAAAAACACAACACAAGCAUCUGCUAACUUUCAACCGUUCAACUGCUUACAUUUCCACCGUCCAUAUUUGAAAUUAAAUUUUCUGAAAACUUUCUAGUUCACAGUCAUUAUGUGCAUAGGAAAAUACAAUUUCUUUUUAUGUAAAUUAAGUUUUCACAUGUACAUAAAAAUUUUGCACAGUGACAGAAAAUAACACUCUUAAAUCAUAUUAUUGACAGUUUCAUAUGGUCUCAUGAUAAAACAUAAAUUAUCAAAAAAAAAAAAGGGAAGAAUUUUUUUUCUCUUUUUUACAAUUUCUAGUUGUAAGGUUGGUGUCAUCUUGCUACACUCUUGCUUUAUAGACUGAUGAUUUACUUGCAUUGAUUGUAUUUUUUGCAUACCUGGCGUAGUUUAUUAACCCAGCCUUACAGAUAAAUUAUGCUACUCAACAUGAAGUACAUCUUAUAUCUACAGGUUAAUUUUUCUAGAGGUACCAAUGAUUUAAAUUGGAUUGUAUGUUAGAAUCGAUGGUGUCUUAGAUUCGAGGUAGAAUGGCAUUAUGUGGGAUAAUUUUUUUAUUGGAUACUUCGCAAUAGGGUUUUACGUAGACUGAAAAUAAUUGCUUGUUUAAGAAAUUAUUACUUCAGUUAAAUUAUUUCUUCUGUGCUGGUGUCCAAUAUUUUAGGUUUGAGGUUGUGCAAAGAUUAAAUAAUAUUAUAAUUAUGUACACAGCAGGUUUCAGUAGAUAUGUUAAACAUGUCACUAUUGAUUUUACAAUUGUUUUAAAAUUAAAUUCUAUAAAUUUGAAAAUUUAGUUUAAUUCUUUGUUCUUAUUGAAAUGUACAAGCAUUAUAUUAGCUUUGUAAUGUGGGACCUCUUGGUACCUAUAUUAUUAUUCUUUCAAAAUAAAGCUUAUUUACAUGUCUUGAUCAUAGAGACGAGAUGUUUGUAAGAAUUGAGAGAUAAAUUCAUUAGCAAUUUGGAUUUAGAAUUGUCUCAUUUAUGUUGAUUAUAGGUUACCUUAUUAAUAAAUCAACUUUAUGGUGAGAUAUUUUCUAAUGGUUUAUAAGUUAUUUACAUUUGCAUAUCUUUUUUCUGUUUUUAUAACUUUGUUUUAUAAACCCUACGAUGUUAUUUUACUUUUUGAUGACAUAUUAUUUCAAAUAUACCAGGUAUGUUUACCUGUUUGAAACUUUAAACUUAAUUAUAAAUGAUAUGUGUAUAUCAACUGUAAUUCAGUAUGAAUUAAAAUUACUUUGUCUCCAUAAUAAAUAUAUUUUUGUAUUCUGCUUAUGUUAUUACAAUAGAUUCUGUAUAGUCAUCUUGUUAUUGUAAGUAAAUUUGUAGAUGUAAUAUACAUAUAUACAUAGCCUCUGUUUGUGUAGUAAUAAAGGAAAUGUUAAACAGGUUCCAAAAUUUAAUUUUUUUUUACCCUUUCAUUAUUUUACAGUAAAACUUUGUUGAGAAAAUCCUCAAAAUACUUAGAAAUUUAGACUUUUUAAAAUGGAAAUUUUAUUAAAAGGGUAAAAUUUAUGUUUUUAUUUGUCCAGUGCUAGAUUAUUAAAUUUAUUAUGCAAGAAAUUUUAUCAAGGGGAUUUUCAUAAGACCGAUUCACUCACUAUAUUUGAAUGUACAGUUUACUUUGUGAACUGAAGGAAUAAAACCAAUAUUUACAUUGCCUUUU
Bacillus rossius redtenbacheri is the source of this 17385-nucleotide messenger RNA. Its product is annotated as START domain-containing protein 10-like. The record is from RefSeq and is a predicted model, not a curated record. Bases 485 to 1291 code for a protein of 268 amino acids. The transcript has 7 exons. Lineage: Eukaryota; Metazoa; Arthropoda; Insecta; Phasmatodea; Bacillidae. Gene Ontology annotation, molecular function: lipid binding.